Messenger RNA from Rhopalosiphum maidis (corn leaf aphid), 987 nucleotides. RefSeq lists its product as uncharacterized. The coding region runs from base 2 to 829 and encodes 275 amino acids. The record is from RefSeq and is a predicted model, not a curated record. The transcript is spliced from 2 exons. NCBI's taxonomy places the organism in Eukaryota, Metazoa, Arthropoda, Insecta, Hemiptera, Aphididae.
GAUGCACAGCAGCAGAACUACAGUGUCCGUGUCGUCGCUCUCGGUGGUGGUGCUAGCCGCGGUCGCAGUGACCGUGGCCGGGGUCGCGGUUGCCGACCGCCCGGUCGACGGUCUGCUGGACAGGGUGCUGGACAGGUGUUCGCUGGGACCGGGCGCCGUCGGCUGUUUGAAGGGCAACGUGUUGGAGUUCUUGCGGGACGGCCGCGCCGCCGACGUGGACGCCGACAACGGCGGUGACGUGGACUCGGAGCUGGUGCGAGCGGCCGGCGCGUACAUCGAACGCCGCGUCAACGAGCCCACCGCGCCCGUGGUGCGUCCCGGCCGGGCGAUGGACAACGACGCCGCUCCCGCCGCCGCCGCUCCUGCCGCGACGACUACUACCACAGCUAGAGCUGACAUGGAAAUGGGCAUGAUGCAAGACAAAAUGCUGAUGCCGCUCAUGAUGAUGAUGAAGAUGAAGCUCAAGAUGCUCAUGCCCAUAAUGAUGGCCAUCGUCAGCAUGAAGGCCACCAAGGCGCUGGUGCUCAGCAAGGUGGCCAUCAUGCUGGUGCUCGGGUUCCUCGUCAAGGAGUUCCUGAAGAAGUCCGGCAUACCCGGCCUGCCGAUACACCUUCCCGGAUUCCCGGGCCCGUCGGAACCGUCGUCCACGUCCGCCCCGCCACCCAUGUACGGGCCGCCGCAGUCGUCCAGCUACGAGUCGUCCAGCUCGUGGGAGCCCACGGGAUACUCGAGCCAUUCCUCCGAUUCCGCACAUUCGAUGGCCUACAACAGUUACCAGCCGUCGUCUUCGUCCGGUUCGUCGGCCAGCCUGUCGUCCACCAAAUAUUGAAAAUUGGUCUUAGAUUUUUACGCUAGGUACCUUAACUAAAUUAUUGUUUGGAUUUAUAUUAUUUUUAUUAUUUAUUACUCAGGUAUAGCUCAAUUAAUUUAUUUAUUUCGUGAAAAUUGUUUAAUAAAAAAACAAAUAUAUCAUAUUUUCGUCGUGAA